UCGUGUAAUUGCAUUAUGGGAGUUGCAUUUUUAUGUUUCAUCCAAACCACACAUUUUUCUUUCGUUCCGUCAUCUAAAGAACUACAGUUCCCGGUGAUCUUAGCAAAUGUAACCGGAUGUGUGCCGUUCCUGACAUUGCGUAAGGAAGGACAUAAUACAGUGUAACGCCAAAAAGGAAAAUGUCAAGUUUAGCAGCUGGUAGUUGUGAGUCCACCAAGACCCAAGAUGCAGGGGAAAAGAAGCCACUUAAACCCUGCUGCGCCUGUCCUGAGACCAAGAAAAUAAGGGAUGCCUGUAUAAUAGAGAAGGGAGAAGAAAGCUGCAAGGAUCUGAUUGAAGCUCAUAAAGACUGCAUGAGGUCACUGGGAUUCAAAGUCUGAUGAGUGAUCACAAAGAGAAAGCAAGCCUGUGUUUGUGUGCGUUCCUGCUGGCUGGGUGGCUGUGAGAUUCUGGGAUUACCUACUGAAAUAAUUAAUUUCUGCACUGUGGAAGAUUUUGUGUCAAAGAGUGAAAUAAAGAAUAACCAAAUAAAGAAUGUCUCUGGAAUAAAAUAUUUCUAACCAUUUUUUUUCUUGCAUAUUAUUCUGAUAUUUCCUUACAAAAAAUGUUUUAAUAAAAAGAGCUAUCUAAAA
This is a messenger RNA of Acipenser ruthenus (sterlet), 632 nucleotides long. Its product is annotated as cytochrome c oxidase copper chaperone. Gene Ontology annotation, biological process: mitochondrial respiratory chain complex IV assembly. The record is from RefSeq and is a predicted model, not a curated record. NCBI's taxonomy places the organism in Eukaryota, Metazoa, Chordata, Actinopteri, Acipenseriformes, Acipenseridae. Gene Ontology annotation, cellular component: mitochondrial intermembrane space. Bases 180 to 380 code for a protein of 66 amino acids. Gene Ontology annotation, molecular function: copper chaperone activity; copper ion binding. The transcript is spliced from 4 exons.